GCUGGUGCGAGCGCGCGUGCCGCGUCCCCACGGCCCGCCGUGCGGGAGCCAUGGACUCGCAGGAGCUGAAGACUUUGAUUAAUUACUAUUGUCAAGAGAGGUAUUUUCAUCAUGUAUUACUUGUUGCCAGUGAAGGAAUGAAGAGGUAUGGCAGUGACCCAGUCUUCAGGUUUUAUUAUGCCUAUGGUACAUUAAUGGAAGGUAAAGCUCAAGAAGCUCUUCGAGAAUUUGAGGCUAUUAAAAAUAAACAAGAAGUAUCACUUUGUUCUCUAAUUGCACUGAUAUUCGCCCAUAAAAUGAGUCCUGAUCCAGAUAGGGAAGCUAUUCUGGAAUCAGAUGCCAGAGUGAAGGAACUGCGUAAAGGAGCGGGAGAGAAAGCUUUAUACCAUGCAGGCUUAUUUUUAUGGCACCUUGGACGUCAUGAUAAGGCAAAAGAAUAUAUUGACAGAAUGAUCAAGAUGUCAGAUGGUAGCAAAGAGGGACAAGUUUUGAAAGCAUGGCUGGAUAUUACAAGAGGAAAAGACUCUUCUACAAAAAAAGCACUAAGGUAUUUUGAAGAGGGAUUGCAAGAUAGAAAUGACACUUUUGCUUUGCUGGGUAAGGCACAGUGUCUUGAGAUGCGCCAGAAUUAUUCAGGUGCCCUGGAGACUCUGAACCAAAUAAUUGUGAACUUUCCAAACUUCUUUCCUGCUUUUAUAAAGAAAAUGAAAUUGCAACUAACCUUGCAGGAUUGGGACCAGACAGUUGAGACAUCUCAAAGGUUACUGCUCCAAGAUAACCAAAAUGUGGAAGCACUGAGAAUGCUGGCUCUUUACUAUUUGUGUAGGGAGGGGGAUAUAGAGAAGGCUUCCACUAAGCUGGAUAACUUAGGAAAUGCAUUGGAUGCCAUGGAACCACAGAAUGCUCAACUUUUCUAUAACAUUACACUAGCCUUCAGCAGAACUUGUGGACGUAGUCACGUGAUUCUUCAAAAAAUUCAAACAUUGCUAGAGAAAGCUUUUAAUUUAAACUCUCAGAAAUCUGAAUUUGCUACAGAACUUGGAUACCAAAUGAUUUUACAAGGAAAAGUGAAGGAGGCAUUGAAGUGGUAUAAGAUUGCCAUGACAAUUGAUGAGACUAGUAUCUCUGCACUAAUUGGAUUUAUUCGGUGUCAAUUAAUAGAAGGGCAGUUACAGGAUGCAGAUCAGCAGCUAGAAUUUCUUAGUGAAAUUCAGCAGUCCAUUGAAAAAUCUGCGGAAUUAACCUAUUUACAUGCAGUUCUUGCUAUAAAGAAAAAUAAGCGACAAGAAGAAGUUAUUAAUUUGUUAAAUAAUGUCCUGGAUACUCAUUUUUCACACGUAGAAGAUUUACCUCUUGGCAUACAGUAUUUUGAAAAGCUAAAUCCUGAUUUCUUGUUAGAGAUUAUUACAGAAUAUCUGAACUUUUGUCCAGCACAGCCAGCAAGUCCUGGGCAACCUCUUUCUCCUGUUCUUAGACGUUGUACCUCAGUCCUGGAGACUGUAGUAAGAAUUGUGCCAGGUCUUCUGCGAGCUGUCUUCCUAUUAGCAAAAGUGAAAUAUUUGUCAGGUAAUAAUGAAGCAGCUUUGAAUAAACUGAAGCAUUGUCUAGAACACAAUCCCUCCUAUGCAGAGGCUCAUCUCCUGAUGGCUCAGGUUUAUUUGUCUCAAGAAAAAUUCAAAUUGUGUUCUCAGUCUCUUGAACUUUGUCUGAGCUAUGAUUUUAAGGUGAGAGAAUAUCCUUUAUAUCAUUUGAUAAAAGCUCAGUCACAAAAGAAAAUGGGAGAGAUAGCAGAAGCAAUUAAAACUUUGCAUAUGGCAAUGAGUAUACCAGGAAUGAAGAAAAUUGGAACUUCCUCAAAAUCAAAAUCCGGAAAAACUGAAAUUGACACAGGCCAUCGUUUAUCACUUUUCCUUGAAUUGGUAGAGGUUCACCGCUUAAAUGGAGAACAGCAUGAGGCUGCAAAAGUUUUACAAGAUGCCAUCCAUGAAUUUUCUGGAACAUCUGAAGAAUUACGUGUUACUAUUGCUAAUGCAGAGUUAGCUUUGGCCCAAGGAGAUACUGAACGGGCUUUAAGCAUGUUACAAAAUGUUACAGCUGAACAGCCUUAUUUUAUAGAGGCCAAAGAAAAAAUGGCAGAUAUUUAUCUGAAGCACAGAAAAGACAAAAUGUUGUAUAUCACUUGUUACAGAGAAAUUGCUGAAAGAAAGCCUGACCCUUCAUCUUUUCUUCUCCUUGGUGAUGCAUACAUGAAUAUUCAAGAGCCUGAAGAAGCCAUCAUAGCAUACCAGCAAGCAUUAAAUCAGAACCCAAAAGAUGGAACACUGGCAAGCAAAAUCGGGAAAGCACUUGUCAAAACUCACAACUACUCAAAGGCAAUCACUUACUAUGAAGCUGCUCUCAAAAAUGGACAACAGAAUUAUCUUUGCUAUGACCUGGCUGAGCUCUUACUAAAACUGAAAUGGUAUGACAAAGCAGAAAAAGUUCUUCAACAUGCUGUAGCUCAUGAGCCUGUAAAUGAACUGUCAGCUCUCAUGGAGGAUGCACGUUCUCAAGUUCUUCUAGCGAAAGUUUAUAGUAAAAUGGGAGGACUUGGUGAUGCACUCACUUCAUUACAUGAGGCUCGAGAAUUACAAGCUCGGGUACUAAAACGUGUUCAGAUGGAACAGCCAGAUGCAGUUUCUACACAGAAACAUUUAGCAGCAGAAAUUUGUGCAGAGAUUGCAAAACAUUCUGUUGCUCAGCGAGACUAUGAAAAAGCAAUUAAGUUUUAUAGAGAGGCUCUAGCUCAUUGUGUAACAGAUAAUAAGAUCUUGUUGGAAUUGGCACGGUUAUACCUGGCACAGGAUGAGCCGGACGCCUGCCUGCGGCACUGUGCACUACUGCUCCAAACUGACCAGGAUAAUGAAGCUGCCACCACAAUGAUGGCUGAUGUCAUGUUCAGAAAACAGGACUAUGAACAAGCAGUGUUUCAUUUACAACAACUUUUAGAACGCAAACCAGAUAAUUAUAUGACAUUAUCUCGUUUGAUUGAUCUCCUAAGAAGAUGCGGAAAACUUGAGGAUGUCCCAAGAUUUUUCUUAAUGGCUGAGAAACGUAACUCCAGAGCAAAAUUGGAGCCGGGAUUUCUGUACUGUAAAGGACUAUAUCUUUGGUAUACUGGAGAACCAAAUGAUGCCCUUCGACAUUUUAAUAAAGCUCGGAAAGAUAGUGACUGGGGCCAAAAUGCCCUUUAUAAUAUGAUAGAAAUCUGUUUGAAUCCAGAUAAUGAAACUAUUGGAGGUGAAGUAUUUGAAAACCUGGAUGGAGACCUAGGUAAUUCAUCUGAGAAGCAGGAGUCUGUACAAUUAGCAGUGAGAACAGCAGAAAAACUUCUUAAGGAACUAAAACCUCAGACCGUUCAGGGUCACUUACAGCUUCGUAUAAUGGAAAACUAUUGCCUAAUGGCUACCAAACAGAAAUCUAAUGUUGAGCAAGCAUUAAAUACCUUCACCGCAAUAGCAUCAUCUGAGAAGGAUCAUAUCCCAGCACUCUUGGGAAUGGCAACAGCCUAUAUGAUCUUGAAACAGACUCCAAAAGCCAGAAACCAGCUGAAGCGGAUUUCAAAAAUGAAUUGGAAUGCUAUUGAUGCUGAAGAGUUUGAGAAGAGUUGGCUACUACUUGCUGAUAUUUAUAUUCAAUCAGCAAAAUACGACAUGGCAGAAGAACUAUUGAAACAGUGCCUGCGUCAUAAUAGAUCUUGCUGCAAAGCUUAUGAGUAUAUGGGAUAUAUUAUGGAAAAAGAACAAGCAUACACAGAUGCUGCCUUCAACUAUGAGAUGGCGUGGAAACAUAGCAAUCAAACAAACCCAGUAGUGGGAUACAAACUGGCAUUUAAUUACUUAAAAGCAAAAAGAUAUGUGGAUUCAGUUGACAUAUGUCACCAGGUUCUUGAAGCACAUCCAAAUUAUCCAAAAAUCAGAAAGGAAAUACUUGACAAGGCCCGCACAUGUUUAAGACCGUGAAAAUAAUCAUUUUAACUUAGGUUGUUGGUUUUCCGGGAAAUGAAAGAAAUCUAACUUUGAGUUCCAGUUCAAAAUAGGUUUGAGCUUGAUGCUUUGUUAUAGAAGCACACCUUGUUCUCUCCAGCAGAGGCUGCUGCUGUACAUAAGAAGAUUAUGUCAGGUCGGUGCUGGUACUUUCUAACAGAGAAGUGACAUGAGAGCUAGUCUUUUGAUUAUGUAGAGAUUAGGUGGCUCUGCAAUAAAGACUACAACCCAUUUCCAUAAAUAAUAUUUUGUUAAAAUUUAGGUAAUUAAAUAUGUUGUAUCUUUUCUAAGGAAUAUUAGCUGUUUAUUUCAGGAUGUAUAAAAUGCAUUGUUCUCUGUUAAAAUUUUUUGUUGUAUUCCAUGGUGUUUCAAAGAAAGGAGUAAAUCUCCAUGUGAAUAAUUUAUGGAAAAGACAAAAUAUGUAUCUUAAGUGCAUAUUUUAAUAAAUAUUUCAUAAAUA
Carlito syrichta (Philippine tarsier) is the source of this 4485-nucleotide messenger RNA. RefSeq names its product tetratricopeptide repeat domain 21B (gene TTC21B). Gene Ontology annotation, biological process: protein localization to cilium; intraciliary retrograde transport. The record is from RefSeq and is a predicted model, not a curated record. The coding region runs from base 51 to 4001 and encodes 1316 amino acids. The transcript is spliced from 29 exons. Lineage: Eukaryota; Metazoa; Chordata; Mammalia; Primates; Tarsiidae. Gene Ontology annotation, cellular component: intraciliary transport particle A. Gene Ontology annotation, molecular function: protein binding.